Molossus molossus (Pallas's mastiff bat) is the source of this 3178-nucleotide messenger RNA. It is a transcript of the gene RABIF, whose product is annotated as RAB interacting factor. Gene Ontology annotation, molecular function: zinc ion binding; guanyl-nucleotide exchange factor activity. Gene Ontology annotation, cellular component: cytosol; membrane. The transcript has 2 exons. Bases 7 to 378 code for a protein of 123 amino acids. The record is from RefSeq and is a predicted model, not a curated record. NCBI's taxonomy places the organism in Eukaryota, Metazoa, Chordata, Mammalia, Chiroptera, Molossidae. Gene Ontology annotation, biological process: post-Golgi vesicle-mediated transport; small GTPase-mediated signal transduction.
GCGGCAAUGGAACCCGCGGCGCCGCGGAACGAGCUGGUGUCGGCUGAGGGCCGGAACCGGAAGGCGGUGCUGUGCCAGCGCUGCGGCUCGCGAGUGCUGCAGCCGGGGACGGCGCUCUUCUCCCGCCGGCAGCUCUUUCUGCCCUCCAUGAGGAAGAAGCCAGCCCUGGCUGACGGCAGCAGCCCCGAUGGCGACCUCCUCCAGGAGCACUGGCUGGUAGAGGACAUGUUCAUGUUUGAGAACGUGGGCUUCACCAAGGACGUGGGCAACAUCAAAUUCCUGGUCUGCGCAGACUGUGAGAUUGGACCAAUCGGCUGGCAUUGCCUUGAUGACAGGAAGAGUUUCUAUGUGGCCUUGGAACGGGUUUCCCACGAGUAACAGGAGAGGGGGCUCAGCUCCACCCCAAGUACAAGAGCUGCUGCUCACAGGAAGUGGUAUCUAACCUGGUGUAAUGGUUCCGCUGCUGCUUCUGUGUCCUAAUCAUGAGCACCGAUGCGUCCAGCAGAGCGUGCAGAGGCUAACCCUGCUUCCUAGAUCCUCACAUGCGUCCUCUCGCCUACUACUCUGCGUCACAUCUCCUAAGCUCCCUCUCCCCCAGGUUAGGACACUGGCACACGUCCACACAUCUCAGCUGCCAUCUGCUGGGCUCUUCUGCCUGGGGCUCCCUCGCUGCCUGCUCUGGAAGAGCGUCACCCCUGCAGCCACGGUGACACAUGACGUGAUGCUCGUGUGCUCGCAGUUGAAGCUCCACCUUUUCCUCUCGUUUACGAAAGCACACAGGUGUCUGAGAGUGACUGUUGUGUGGCUCGCUUCACAGGAACUUAAUCUUUUUAAGAGUAUAGCACUCACAAGCUCUUGUGUUUGAGCUGCUCGUCCGAAACACUGCCGGGCACCUCUGUGCCAGGUGUGAGCGCCUCGGCUCUCGGCUGACAGACCUUUUCUCGUGGAGAUGAGUGUGGCCCCUUUUCCCUUCGAACCCUGAUGAGCUGUACCGAGAUUCAGAUUUUCACACCCAUCGGGAGCCCCCCAAGGAAAGCUCAGCCUGGGCUUUCCCCAGGAUCUCCUGGAGGAUGUGGGGCGAAGGAGGAAUGGCCGUCGCCAUAUGACCCAGGAGUUUGCAGGUGUGUCUGAUCUGAACAAGUCAGUGCUUCCUUUGUUCUCAGGAAAGACUUCCUCGUGGGUAAUGUCAUUUACUGGGCCUGCUGAGCGUGGUUCUCGGAAGUUUUGGUUCAUGUGGAAUCUACACCAGCCCAGAACACUAACCCCGUCCGAUGCCUCUGCUGCUGCUGCAGCCAUGGGGCUGCUCGAACAGCGCGUGUCAGCCCUGUUCAGAGGACCUGUGCUGUCUGUCACUUCUCUUCUGAAAUGACUCACCAGAAGGGAUCUGUGUAACCAGGUCCAGGUGUCCUUCCCACACCCCACCUCGAUCCAGGACGCCUGGCAUUGCAGCAGGACUGACUAGAGACCUGGCACUCUGCAGUCUGUCUGCUCCCCUUCUCCCACGGCUCACUCUAAGGGCUCCCCAACUAAUGUGCAGGCCUGGGCAUGGCUUUGCAACCAGCCUACUUUCUCCAUCCCUGGUCAGAGCCCCAUUGAGCUCUGGCAGAAAUGAGAGCUGUUUUCCAGACCAGUGGUCCAGAGGCCAUGAUUAUGGCCUUUGCGGAAAAAUAGCUGUGAGCAUUAUCCACUCAAGUCAGAAGGAGCAAAGCCAAGUAGAUGCCUCUGGGGCCAGCGGCCCCUCCCAGCACAGCCCAAGCAGGCAAAGCGUUUUCUAAAAUUAGGCUUUGACUUUUCUUCCCCUUUUUAAUCACAGAAAUAGUACACAUUCAUUGCAGAUAAGUACAAAAGUGGGUAUAAAGACUUUUUUUAAUUCCUUGUAUUUCCACCAUCUAGAGAUUGUAGUGAUGAUGUGUUUUCUGUGUGUAUAUACACGUGUGUUUUUAAAACAAACAUGAGCUCAGACUAUUCUUGUUUAUAACUUGCUUUUUCCAUUUGACAACAUACUGGCUUCUCCCAUAUGUAGCUAUUCCCAUAUGUAAGCCUUGUUUUUAGUGUGCCCUUGUAUUUGUGUUUAUUUAAACAAUCCACUGUUAGGCUGUCUCUAGUUCCUUACAGACAAUGUGACAACGUGCAGCUUUGUGAUUAAAUCUGGACGCACAUUCCUAGUUGUUUCCUGGGGCAAAAAGUGGGAUUGCAGCUGUACUGCUUACCUCCAUGGGAACACAGACUUGCUUCUCUGAACCUUUCUGACACUGGGUGUCUAUUAUCAUUGAAAGACUUUGGCCCUGUCGCUUAGAGUUGUCCAAAUGCACCAGGUUGUGGGUUCGAUCUCCAGGACAUUCACAAGAAUCAAUGAAUGCAUCAAUAUGCAGAACAACAAAUUGAUGUUUCUCUCUCAAAAAAGAAGAAUAUUUUGCCACUUUAAUAGAAAAAAUAGUAUCUCAUUGUUUUGAUUUGCAUUUAUGUUAUUUCUAAUGAAGUUUUUAUAUACUUACUGAUAAUUUGUAUUUUUUUGAGAAUUGCCAAACAUUGUUGCCCAGUAGCCAAAAAUAUCAAGUUGUUGUCUUGCCUUUUAGUUUGAUUUGAAAAAAAUAAAGACAUUUAAACAUUGGAAAUUAGAUCCCUGUGUGUCUUAGAAAGCCACAGGCAUGAGAACAUGCGGAUGAGGAGAAUCGGGCCAAUGGCAGCAUCUGCGGCUUCCUUAGACGCCACUCAGCCCAGUUGCCCUGAUGUGUCUCUUCCCUUGGAUUGCCAUCAGGGCAGGGGCAGUGUGGUGCCCUCCCAUUCACACACCAGGGACCAGAGGGCAGGCUGUGGAAGCCCAGGAGGGCCUGCCAUUCAGAAGGUGUGCAUGGAGACCCUUCUGUGAAGUACUGAGAAGAAUUUGUUCAUACACUACGCUUUCAUCAGUUCACAUUCCCAUAGGCUCCUGGGCCUGUGACCCAGUUUGUUUUAUGGGUUUUGUUCCAGGGUGAGGCCAGAAAGAUGAAAGGUGCAGCCUGGCGUUCAGAAAGCACACACUCCUGCCCUGUUUUCCUGCUGUGGCCAUGAGCACGGCAAUAGGAGGCAGGGACCCCUGAUCACGAAGAUAAUAGCUGCUGAAGGGCAGUCCUGGAGCACAGAACAAGACAGGACGUCUGGUGGCUGACUUAGUUUCCUGGCUCCGUGUUAGGAAAAA